CAGAAUCUCAUUCCACUGCCUCCAUAUCUCCAUCCUCCUUCCGCUCCUGCCCUUCUCCCUCCUCCCCCUCAUCUUGUCUGCACCUUCACCCUCCACUCUCCCACUUUCCAAACAGGACAUACGAAAAUGUCGAACCAACCCGCUCCGAAACGCAUCCACCAAAUCAUCAAACUCAGGCCCGAGCACUACGAGGCAUACAAGAAAUGCCAUGCCGCCGUUUGGCCUGAAGUGAUUGAACAAAUCAAGAAAUGUCACAUUGAAGACUACUCCAUCUCCUACGACCCGUCGACAUCGAUCUUGUUCGCGAGCUUCAAGUACACCGGGCAAGACUUUGAUGCGGACAUGGCGCUUAUGCGCGAGCACGACAAGACGCGCGAGUGGUGGGCCAUGACGGAUGGGUAUCAGGAGAGUUUGAACCCGGGAGCGGUGAGUUCGGAAAGGGCGGGUAUCGAUGGGACGCCGGGGUGGUGGAAGGAAGUUGAGGAGGUUUUCUAUCUUGCUUGAUCGACUUGGACAUGCUGAAAUAGGUAUGGGAGGUGGGCUAUUUGCUUCGUGAGGCGUAAAGUGGACCGAGGCGGGAGAACGAGGAGCUAUGCUGGAAAGACAGAAAAUGGGAGAUAUAUGAGGGACGACAUAAGGACAUCAAAAUCCAGAUGGUAAGUUACAUGAACAUAACUGGCAGUGACAGUAUCAUGGCAUCUUAACAGCAAGUAUCGUGUCUGUGGAUGCAAGCCAUACUG
Messenger RNA from Exophiala xenobiotica, 740 nucleotides. RefSeq lists its product as uncharacterized. Gene Ontology annotation, molecular function: racemase and epimerase activity, acting on carbohydrates and derivatives. The record is from RefSeq and is a predicted model, not a curated record. Lineage: Eukaryota; Fungi; Ascomycota; Eurotiomycetes; Chaetothyriales; Herpotrichiellaceae. The transcript is spliced from 2 exons. Bases 127 to 504 code for a protein of 125 amino acids.